Molecule: messenger RNA, 4376 nt
Organism: Phaedon cochleariae (mustard beetle)
Lineage: Eukaryota; Metazoa; Arthropoda; Insecta; Coleoptera; Chrysomelidae
Source: the annotation of a GenBank genome assembly
GUCAAAUGUCAUCAGCUUCACAAUCACAGCUGUUGUGAUUUUUGCUUGUCAUUUCUGAGUUGACUGAGUUUGAAGACUAUUUUAUUUGAUCAUUGUUUCUUAUUAAUAAGGUGAAAAAUGUCGGUCUUGUGCCCAGAAAUUCCAACUCCAGGCUUCUCUUUCGAAAACUGCAAGAGAAACGCCGUUUUGGAAACCAAGGGUUUUGCUCUGCCCAAAGCAGUCAAAACUGGAACAACCAUUGUAGGCAUUACUUAUAAAGAUGGAGUCAUACUUGGUGCUGAUACUAGGGCUACAGAAGACACAACAGUUGCUGACAAAAACUCUGAAAAAAUUCAUUAUCUGGCACCCAACAUGUAUUGCUGUGGUGCCGGUACAGCCGCUGAUACUGAAAUGACCACACAAAUGAUUUCUUCUCAACUGGAACUCCACAAACUCUACACCAAUAGAGUAGCUAGAGUAUGCACAGCCAAUCAGCUGCUGAAGCAGUAUCUUUUCCGCUACCAAGGCUAUGUUGGGGCUGCUCUGAUCCUAGGAGGUGUUGAUGUUGAAGGUCCCCAUCUCUACAUGAUCUACCCUCAUGGGUCCAGUGAUAAACUCCCAUAUGGCACCAUGGGUUCUGGGUCUCUUGCUGCUAUUGCAGUGUUUGAGUCUCGCUGGAGACCUGAUUUGGAGGAACAAGAAGGAGUGCAGCUUGUGCGUGAUGCUAUUGCUGCUGGUAUUUUCAAUGAUUUGGGUUCUGGGUCAAACAUAGAUUUGUGUGUCAUUCGUAAAGGGUCUGUGGAUUAUAAGAGGACCUUUGAUGAGGCUAACAAGAAGGGGGUUAAGCAGGCUUCUUACAGAUAUCCUAGAGGUGCCACUAGUGUUCUGUCAACCAGAGUUGUGGAUAUUGAAGAAGUUGCUGUUCAGAGAAUUGAACCAGAGAGAAUGGAAAUUGCUUAGGAACUCAUAUUUAUUUAAUGAAUAAAUUGUAAUUCUUGGUAUGAACUUUAUUAUAAAAAUACAAAAUAAUUUCACAUAUGAUUCUUCUUCUUGUAACAAUAUAAACAUAAAUAAUAAAGUCAAUAAAAAACUCUUAUACAAAAUUGAUUAAUGUGACUUAAAAACACUAGUAUCUCUGAAUAAUAAUAAUAAUUUGUCAAAAUAUAUUAAUUAAAGAGUAUAAUAUUUUCAAUAAGUCAAUAAUGAAUCUCACUAUAUUUCAGGAAGACGAAAAUUUAUAAUCUCAUUUCUCAGUAAAUAUUCUAAUAAAAAAAACAUAGCUCACAAUAUAAAUACACUUUGACAGACAAAAAAGAGAUUCCAACAUUAUACAAUAGGGUGGUCUAACUUUAAAUAUUAAUGAUGAUAAGUAUGGGAUGUAAAACAUGUUCAUGAAAUAAACAUCCUUCCAAUCAACACAGGUAAAUACAGGGUGUCCCACAAGUCAUAAGAGAAGGGGGGGGCAGUUUCAAUCAAAUUAACGGUGUAUGUGGUUAUUCAAUUGUUGAUGGUUCAAAAUGUAUUCAAUGUUUAUGAAAAACGCGACCCAUUUGAAAAAACAUAAUAAUAAGGAGGCUGUUUUGCAUAGCCCCGUAUGUUAUACCAUUUCUGAAUCUGUAUUAAAUGAGCAACUUUUUGAUAUAGUUAGUCAUCUUUGUGGGGUAGUUUUUAAAUCAGUCAGUGGCAUUGAAAAAUCAACUGAAUCAUUUCAUUCAACAAGUCUCAAGGAAAACAACAUUUUUUCUUAAUUGAUAUGGAGAAACACUGGUCGAUAUUAUUUUUUUGGAAAAUUGCAUCCAUGUGUAUUAAAUUUGUAAAAGAAAAAUCACAAAUGUGAGUUUAGUGUACAGUGUGUCCAGUUUUCAAUGCUUUUGCUUGAUAUCUCAGUCAUCCUUGGAGAUAGAACCUUGCGGUUUUCGCGGUCCAGUGCCACUUUUUUGUGAAACUCAAGAUGGCCUAAUCAGAUUUUGCAAGACUGUUUCCGUUUAGGAGAUACAGAGGGCGAUUUUGAAAAUUUAUACUUUUUGGACCCCCUCUGUAUUCACGAAGUUUCUUAACAAAAAUGUCAAACCAAAAUCUCAUCGCAUGAAAAUUUCACGCAUAAUCCAGUGGCGCACUUAAAUUUUUUUUCGGGGUAUGGUUUUGGAGAUACGACUCAAAAUUAUGAUUUUUUUAAUGGAACACCCUGUAUUUCAUAAGCUCAUUAAAUUCCUUAUUUUUUUGUCUUCAAAAUGAUAUACAACGAAUGAAUAUAAAAUUUGAAAUAUUGAAUUUUGAUAGUUGGUUAUGGAUUUUUCUUAUAAAGAACGUUCCAAUUGAAGAAAUAUUUCUUUAAAUUUUUCCAUGGAGAGUCAAAACCAAUAUCAACACGUAUUAAUUAACGAAACACUAAACUUGGGUACCUGAUAGCAACAAAUAAAUAGUAAUAAAAAGUGCAUAAUGUAGAAUAAGCACCUGAUUAAAUAUUUACUAAAACAAUUGAAUUCCGGAAUUAUUCAGUAACUUAUUCAUUGACAUGUUCAAAUUGAUAUCCAUUUUCCCUAACAUACAGUUGACAAACUGUAUUGCAAGUUAAUUAGUGUUGAAAUUGUUAUUUCCCCCCUCAUGGAACAAUCAAAGGAAAUAUUCCUUCAAUUGUAAAUUUCUUUAUAUGAAAAUCCCUCGAAAAACCCAUAGCCCACUAUUAAAAUUCAAUGUCUUAGUGAUUUUUGAACAUUUUUGAAAAUGUUAUAUUCAUACAUCGUAUAUCAUUUCGAAGGGAAAAGAAUAAGGAAUUUAAUGAGCUUAUAAAAUACAGGCUGUUGAAUUUAAAAAAUCAUAAGUUUGAGUCGUAUCUUCAAAACCACUGGAUGCGCCACUGGAUUCUGCAUAAAAUUCUCUAUGAGUUAAGAUUUUAAUUUGACAUUUUCGCUGAUAAACUUCGUAGAUAUAAAGGGGGUCCAAAAAGUAUAAAUUUUCAAAAUCGCCCUAUAUCUCAUAAAAGGAAACAGUCCUGCAAAAUCUGAUUAGGCCAUCUUGAGUUUCACAAAAAAGUGGCACAGGACCGCGAAAACCGCAAGGUUCUAUCUCCAAAGAUAACUGAGAUAUCAGGCAAAAGCAUCGAAAACUGGACACACUGUACAGUAAUUGAUUGUUUAGAAAAUCCAAAAUAAAAAAGAAUUGACUAACUUGUGUGCCAUCAACGGGGAAGACCACUGAUUUUUUAAAACGACAUUAUCGUGAACUCUAUACUGAAAAACUACCAGUGAAUUAAUUCUGAAUUUUUUCAUUCAUGCUGAGACGAUGAAAAAAAUAAAUUAGUAUAUGUCCAUUUCAAAACACACAAUUCCUGCGCCAUUUGAAAUUUUAUCAAUUCAUUGGUGUGACUGGUGCGACGUCUUAGUCUCAACACGCCUAUUGUCCUUGAACUGACCAAUCACACUGCAACACCGCAGAAUGGCAAGGUAUCAGAGAGAGAUAGCUACAGUUCGGGACUAAUACGUCACGGCUCCACCAUCAUAUUUGGCUUUUUGGAAUAUCGAAUGAAAUAUGCUGAUUUCAAAACGAUAUAGAUUCGAUUCCCUUCAACUUCAACUCAUAAUAUUGAUUGUACAUAAAACGUAAAUCAUGAUGCGUCGAUUGAAAGAGGUUUGCACGGAUUUCUUCCCUCAGUGGUCUUCCCCACAAUGGUUAGGUUGAUUGGAGGUGAACUCCCCUAUCACUCCACUUUUUUUGAUCUAUAUGAGUUAUGGGACACCCUGUAUUGGUAGAACCUAUACUGAAUCUGGAACAGUUUUUAAUAUAGUUGGCCGCUAUAAUAUGAGAUUUUCUUAAUAAUCAUCCCUUUCGUAAAGUAUCAAUGCUUGAAACUAAACAAUCCGAUCAAACAAAAUAUCGGUUCUUCCAUACUUCCCUAGCUCUUAUGAACGAUAAAAUCCCAAGUUUCUUUCCAUUUCAACUUUAAAAUAUCGCUGGUAGACAGUGCGACGUUGCCAUAACUCAGCGCAGAAAACUCCCUAAACACGUACACCGCCCAAACGAGCCAAACCAGAACCCCCACAACGAAAAACUUCGCCAACAAUCGCCUCCUGAAAACCACCUUCAAAACGAAAUGAACAUGUUCCAAUGUGGCAGCGAGCAGCAGAACUUUGAACGCGAACGCCGACAAAUAGUGGUGCAAAAAAAGCGUUCUAUCGACGAAAAAGAAGGGCAAAUAGUGGAUCAAGUAGCCCCCCAGACAAAUUUCCCCGGUGAGUUGGAACUGGUGCCAAGCGAUGGGGUCCAGAUCGUAGCAGAGCCUCCGGCGCCUUAGAAGGUAGACGAUUAAGAAGGCGGAGUAGAGUAGAAGCCCUAGGGUGGCCGAAUACCAUAUCACGAUGUUGCCGAGUAAGUGGAUUUGGGCCUAUUGAGAAAAAAUG